CGAUUUUUAGGGACGUACCCAUUCAGGAAGUUGGUCGCAGGCAGCGCGUUUUGGUUGUGUACAUGCUUAACGAGCCAUCUAACGGCGCUUCAUAUAUGCUGAAAAAUAAAUAAAGUCGCCAUUGUAGCUGCUUUAGACGGCCACCAUGGAGAAAGAAACCCCCGCUAAAAAGGCUGCAGCGCCUUCUGUGUCUCAGAUUAACGCAGAAUAUGUCACACAGUUGGCUAAUAAAUAUUGGGCUCCUCAUGCAAAGAAUAAACUACCGUUUGAUACUAAGGUGAUGGAAGAUGUUUAUGAAAAAGAGAUUCUCAAGUCCAAAUUUGCCAUCAGAAAAAUUAUGCUGCUUGAGUUCAGCCAGUACCUUGAGAAUUAUCUUUGGGUGAACUACACCCCUGAGGUGUCCAGCAAUGCCUACCUGAUGUCCAUUUGUUGCAUUGUCAAUGAGAAGUUCAGAGAGAAUGUUCCAGCCUGGGAGGUAUUCAAGAAGGAGCCCAACCACUUCCCUUUCUUCUUCAAAUGUGUGAUGGAAGCUGUGUUGGCAGGCGAGGAGGCUGGCCUAACUCUGAAGGAACAAACUGUGCUGCUGGUCUUCCUGGACCACUGCUUCAACAGUCUGGAGGUAGAUUUGAUCAGAGAACAGGUGCAGCAGCUCAUCUCCCUGCCUAUGUGGAUGUGCCUCAUACCAUCCAGACUCCAACACGAACUAAAGAAAGUUCCAAAGUUGCAGAAGUUCUGGAAUCUAAUAAAGAAGAAAUUCGAUAAGAUGGAUGCUGACGCAGCUGAGCAGGCAAAAAAAGAGAGAGUCUUCCUCUCGUCUCUCAUUAAAAAAUUUCUUGGAGUCCUCGUGUCAAUUCCACCAUCAGAGACUGUAUCCAUGGACAAAGUCCAUUAUUGUGAGAGAUUCAUUGAGCUCAUGAUUGAUUUGGAGGCCCUGCUCCCCACCAGGCGUUGGUUUAAUACAGUGUUGGAUGACUCUCACUUGGUGGUCAGCUGCCACUUGUCCAGCCUCGUGAAGAGAGAGAAGGAGGGACACCUCUUCUGUCAGUUGUUGGACAUGCUGAAGUUCUACACAGGCUUCGAGAUCAGUGACCAGACAGGAAACGCCCUGACGGAGAAAGAGAUGACAACCCUGCACUACGACAGAAUCACCUCCCUGCAGAGGGCAGCUUUCGCUCAUUUCCCAGAGUUGCACGACUUUGCUUUGUCAAACGUAGCAGCAGUAGACACCCGAGAAUCCUUGACCAAACACUUUGGGCAUCUCAGUCCCAAUACUCUCCACCAGGUGGCCUCGUACCUAUGUCUGCUACCAGAACUACCUGAAGGGCAGGACACCACCUAUGAGAAGGAGGUUCUUCUUGAGCUUUUAGUAUCACGUCAUGAGCGCAGAAUCUCUCAGAUUGAGCAACUUAACCAGAUGCCCCUUUAUCCAACAGAGAAGAUAAUCUGGGAUGAGAACAUUGUCCCGACGGAGUACUACUCGGGCGAAGGCUGCCUGGCACUGCCUAAGCUGAAUCUCCAGUUCCUGACCCUCCAUGACUACCUGUUGAGGAACUUCAACCUCUUUCGUCUGGAGUCCACCUAUGAGAUCAGACAGGAUAUAGAGGAUGUGGUGUGGCGUAUGAAACCAUGGCAAUCAGAAUAUGGCGGAGUGGUGUUCGGGGGCUGGGCCAGGAUGGCUCAGACGAUCACCUCCUUUUCCAUAGUAGAGGUUGCCAAGCCCAACAUCGGAGAGAGCUGGCCUGCUCGUGUCCGAGCUGAUGUCACUGUUAACCUCAAUGUGCAGGAUCAUAUCAAGCAUGAGUGGGAAGGGCUGCGGAAGCACGACGUUUGCUUUCUGAUCACGGUGCGGCCCAACCUGCCCUAUGGCACGCGCUUCGACCGGCGCCAGCCCUUUGUGGAGCAGACUGGCCUGGUGUAUGUGAGAGGCUGCGAGGUGCAGGGCAUGCUGGAUGACAAGGGACGCGUCAUUGAGGAAGGACCUGAACCAAAGCCCAAGCUGCGAGGAGACGUGAGAACAUUCCGUGUAUGGCUGGACCCGAACCAGUACCAACAGGACAUGACCAGCAGUAUUCAGAGCGGCACUGAAGACCCGUAUGAGACUUUCAACAUCAUCAUGAGACGCAAACCCAAGGAGAAUAAUUUCAAGGCAGUGCUAGAGACCAUCAGAAACCUGAUGAACACAGAGUGUGUUGUCCCAGACUGGCUUCAUGACAUUAUCCUAGGCUACGGAGACCCAGGCAGUGCCCACUAUUCCAAAAUGCCCAAUCAGAUCUCCACAUUGGACUUCAAUGACACCUUCCUGUCCCUGGACCAUUUGCGUUCAUGUUUCCCUGGUCACACCAUAAAAGUCACAGAGGAGAAUCCCGAACUGCAAGUCCCCCCUUUCAGAAUCAAGUUCCCCAUCUGAACUAAAACAGACAAAGGGAAGAAGAGGAAGGCUGAUGAGGAAGUGGAGGACAAAGAGGAAGACUUGACUUUGGUCGUUGAGCCCUAUGUCACCCCCAACCGUGGGCCAUAUCCCUACAACCAGCCCAAACGGAAUACAAUUCAGUUCACGCCGACUCAGAUUGAAGCCAUUCGAGCUGGGAUGCAGCCUGGACUCACCAUGGUUGUCGGACCACCAGGUACUGGAAAGACAGAUGUUGCUGUUCAGAUCAUCUCAAACCUCUACCACAACUUUCCUGAGCAGAGGACCCUCAUAGUCACACAUUCAAACCAGGCUCUGAACCAGCUGUUUGAAAAGAUCAUGGCUCUUGACAUCGACGAGCGUCACCUCCUGCGUCUGGGCCAUGGAGAGGAGGAGCUGGAGACCGAGAAGGACUUCAGCAGAUAUGGCAGAGUAAACUAUGUACUAGCCAGAAGGCUGGAGCUCCUCAGAGAGGUGGGGAGGUUACAGGAGAGCUUGGAUGUCCCAGGAGAUGUGUCUUACACCUGUGAGACUGCUGGACACUUCUACCUCUACCAGGUGAUAUCUCGCUGGGAAGAGUACAUGAGCAAGGUCAGGCCUAAAGGGCAAGGAAAGUGGCAGCGGACGGCUGUGGCUGCACACUUCCCCUUCCACAAGUACUUCUCCAACGCCCCCCAGCCUGUCUUCAAGGGUCGGUCGUAUGAAGAGGACAUGGACAUUGCAGAGGGCUGCUACCGCCACAUCAAGAAAAUAUUUACCCAGCUGGAAGAGUUCAGGGCCUUUGAGCUACUAAGGAGUGGACUGGACCGCUCCAAGUAUCUGCUGGUGAAGGAGGCCAAAAUCAUCGCCAUGACCUGUACACACGCUGCACUCAAACGUCAUGACCUGGUGGAGCUGGGAUUCAAGUAUGACAACAUCCUGAUGGAAGAGGCUGCUCAGAUUCUGGAGAUUGAGACCUUCAUCCCUCUAUUGCUGCAGAACCCAGAGGAUGGCUACAGCAGGCUGAAACGUUGGAUCAUGAUUGGAGACCACCACCAACUGCCCCCUGUUAUCAAGAACAUGGCCUUCCAGAAGUACUCCAACAUGGAGCAGUCUCUCUUCACCCGGUUUGUGCGCCUGGGAGUGCCCACCAUAGAUCUGGAUGCGCAGGGCCGUGCACGUGCGAGCCUGUGUAAUCUCUACAACUGGCGCUACAAACACCUGGGGAACCUACCUCAUGUCCAGCAACUGCCUGAGUUCCAGGUACCCAACCCUGGCAUAACCUUUGACUUCCAGCUAAUUAAUGUGGAAGACUUCAAUGGGGUGGGAGAAUCUGAGCCCAACCCUUACUUCUAUCAGAACCUGGCGGAGGCAGAAUAUUCUGUGGCUCUGUUCAUGUACAUGCGUCUUUUGGGCUACCCUGCUGACCGCAUCAGCAUCCUCACCACCUACAAUGGGCAGAAACACCUGAUCAGAGACGUCAUCAACCAACGCUGCGCUGGCAAUCCCUUCUUCGGACAGCCAAAUAAGGUGACAACAGUGGACAGGUUCCAGGGUCAGCAGAAUGACUACAUCAUCCUCUCACUGGUUCGGACCAAAGCCGUAGGACACCUGAGGGAUGUGAGACGUCUGGUUGUGGCCAUGUCAAGAGCCAGACUGGGCCUGUACAUCUUUGCCCGGGUGUCACUGUUCCAAAACUGCUUCGAGCUGACUCCUGCCUUCAACCAGCUCACUGCCAGACCUCUGCAGCUGCAUAUCAGACCGAACGAGUACUACAGCCAGGAACAGCCUAGAGAUGCUUCUGGACAACCAGACCAAAUUGUGAAGAACAUGCCAGAGAUGGCCAACCUGGUGUAUAAUAUGUACAUGCACAUGAUCCAGACCUCCCAGAAGUACAGACAGCAGCAACAGCAGAGCCUGGCUCUGCCUCCGCAACAAACCAAGACAGAUGCUGUGGUCGAAAAAGUGCCAGUUAGCUCUGGGGACCCGCAGGAAGAAACCCCCAUGGAGCAGGAAAACCCAGAAGGAGAGGCAAGCUCAGAGCCAAACACUGAGGACACCAGUGAGAAGGAAGAAAAUCAGGAUACAGCAGGCCACGAUAAGAUGCCAGAGCAUCCUGGGAGAGACAGCGACAGCGAUGGAGAGGACAGCGGGGAGGAGUGAGAGCAAUAGAGCAUCAGAUGGGACUUCUGUCUAAUUAAAGGCCUCAGAUAUUGAGGGGACCAAGUAUUGUCCCUCAAGAAAAGAUUAGUGUGGAGUCAGUGAAUCUGAAUUUGUUUUCUACUGAAAGGAGAUCCUGAUAAUGUUUCAUUUUUCUAGAACAUUUGUUUUUGUAACCAUCAGUACUUUUAUAUUAAAAAAUGGAAACCCUCCAUUGUCUCUGGCGUUUAUACCCACAAGAGCUUAUAAUUCUCUUUAAGAGACUCUAAUCUAUAGAUCUCUCCCACACGCACACACUGACAAAUACAGCGUACAGUCAACAUGUUUAAGCCUUGUCAAAAUCUCUGUCAUGAUACUUCAUAUCCAUUCAUCAGUUUCCCUCCUCUGCUUUAAGCACAACUCCAAUCUGAUUGGCUCAGCCUAUACCAGCUACACAAGCUGCGACUAAGCUGUAUUUGUAGGUCAGUCACUUCACCCAAGGGCCAAUGUGCAUGCUGGGGGAUUUCAACUUGCCCUCUGGAUGUACACAGUCACUCAACCAACAAGCCUUAAAUCCUCUGCCAUUCAUAACUUUGUGUGGAGUAGUAACAGGAAAGUGCUCUGCAGAAUAGUUCAUAACAGCUGGAUCAGUGUUUGGGUUUAGGUUUGACAACUAAAUUUGAGAAAAUUAAAAAAAAAAAGAAAAAACAUUUGAAAGCCCAAUUCCAACCAGGACUAGACUAUGUCAUUUAAAUAUAAACCCAGUCAAAAUGGAGAGGUUAAUAGGGUCCACAGCCCUGCAGACAAAAACACAGACCGGAAAUUCAUUCAUUAUCAUGCACCAGAGGUUGGUUGUUACAUCACACCUCAGGCAAACUGAGCGAACAGGUCAGCUGCACAGCUGCUCUUGCCCGGGCCAGUCUAAAAGACCUGAUGGAGAACCAUGUGUUGAUGGAUGUGGAGAGACACAUUUCCUGCAUUCAGUCAAGUGUGGAGCCUUGUAAAAGUGUAUUUUUCUGUCUUCUGACAGCAGGGCACUCUGGGUCGAGGUUCACAUGAGUGUUUUGGAGUAGUAGGCUAUGACUCUGUUGGCUGAGGAAAGGAUUAGAAAGAGAGGUUAGAUAAAGGAGAUUAUCUCUGUCAGCUGAGGCUGCACCUAUGAAUUACUGACAAAAGUUCUGGCACACAGCCCACAAGACUGUGACUAGUGUACUGUGUCACAUGAUGCCUAAAUAUUUCUACAUUUUUACUGUUUGAAUGCACAUUACCACAACAGACUAAAUGCAGCCAUAGCACAAAUGUACAUGGUUUUCUAUCAUAUGACACCAAGCAUGCUUUUCUUGAGUCAUGAAUGUCUGUAUUGUGUAAUAUCCUCCCUCUGUCAAGCCUUGCAAUAACUAACUUUUCUCCCCACUGACCUCUUGAGAAUUCAGUUGCCAGUGGUACCUUGUUGCAGUAAAUUAGAGCUAACUGGUGGGAAGUGGCUACUGCUCACACACAAAACGUCUCUGGAAGUCUCACACAGGAUCUGGGAGACUGGAAGGAAUAGCUACAAACAAGGAGAUUGGGAGCUGUCUCACUUCAGAACCUUUCCUCUGCUGAAGACUAGGAUGGCCACUUGUGGGUCAUGUUUCUGGUGCCUCAUCUGGCUGGUGGUUCUGCUGUGCAUUGGCUGGCCCCUCAGCAUCACCUUAGGCGGUCUCUACGGCCUCAUCAGCCCCCUCACCACCUGCCUCGGCCUGGACCGACUCUCUGAUCUGCUCCUCGAGGGGGCCAACCUGGGCCGAACCUGUGCCAACAACAUGAGGCACAGCAAGCCUUUGUGCUGAUCUCUGUCCUGAGUGACCAGGACCAGACUACACAGGUAUCAAGAAUGAUGCUUUUCUACAGAGGAAAGCCUUCACUUUGCGGAGAACUGUUAAUGUCUGUUUUAUGUGGAGACAUCCUGAGAUGAUCGGUGCACAGUACAGUGAGAAACUUGAUGUAACAAAAAGGUCCGGAAGGUCUGGAAAAUGGAUUCCACUCAUUCUGUUAACAUGUAAUUAACCAUGGAUUUCUAAGUUGUAUGGGUUUGUUAGGACGGAAAUAGGCUUUGUGUUCACGGUCUGUGUUUGCUGUUUAAUUCACGAUGACACUGCGUGGAGAAGAUAAGAAUGAAAAUGGCAACUUAACAAUGGAAAUGCUUAGACUUGUAAAUGACUGUAUGGAAACUUAUAAUGCGAUUAAAACUGCUUUGAACUUGC
Messenger RNA from Lates calcarifer (barramundi perch), 6768 nucleotides. RefSeq names its product aquarius intron-binding spliceosomal factor (gene aqr). Gene Ontology annotation, molecular function: helicase activity; mRNA binding. The record is from RefSeq and is a predicted model, not a curated record. Lineage: Eukaryota; Metazoa; Chordata; Actinopteri; Centropomidae. Gene Ontology annotation, biological process: mRNA splicing, via spliceosome. Gene Ontology annotation, cellular component: catalytic step 2 spliceosome.